This is a messenger RNA of Pseudogymnoascus destructans, 4100 nucleotides long. RefSeq lists its product as uncharacterized. The transcript has 2 exons. The coding region runs from base 191 to 3943 and encodes 1250 amino acids. NCBI's taxonomy places the organism in Eukaryota, Fungi, Ascomycota, Leotiomycetes, Thelebolales, Thelebolaceae. The record is from RefSeq and is a predicted model, not a curated record.
UGGAUAUUGAAUACUAUAAAUGCAUAGUCGACUCGACAACGGCGCCAACAUAUCCUACCUGCACAUGCUUACCAGGGACACUAUUAUAGAUAAAUGAACUGCCAGGCGUCGUGAAAAGAGUCAAUUUUAUAAGAAACACACAAGGACUGGAACAGAUCAUGCGAUGUUUUAGGUACUCCGACGAAAACGGAUGCCUGCACCAGGAGGUCACCUGAUUUGGCGUAAAGUGACACGCGCUCGGAAGCACGUUGUCGCGACGACAUGGUUCUCCACUUCCACGCACCAAGUUUGCUCCCAGGCACAAACGGCAACACCAACCGCGUCGUUUCGUUUCGAUUGGACUAAAUAUGCCAUGGACAGCAACAAUAACUCUCGCCAGCCAUCAAAUUCAAGUCGCCUGGGCUCCAAUCAGGAUUUCUCGGGCGUUUCCAUUCCCCAAGACAAAGGCCCGACGGCUCAUGAAAUGGCAGCCCUGGAGAGGGCUCGUCUGCAGGUGGCAAACCUCGGCGACGGAAUGGCGCUCUGCUUUGACGACGAGGUAAUCUGCGAAGGAUCAGACGCAGAGGACGGUCCCCUGGCAAAGGCGGAGCGGCAGAAACGGCGCGAGGCUAUCGAAUUACGAUACAUUGCUGGGCAUGCUCCCCUGAUAAUGUCAGCGCAGCUUAGAGGACCAUUCGACAAGAAUAGCGGAUGGGUAAACCCGUGGCGAUCGAAACGGCCAACCCAAAAGCAGCCAACGAAUAGAACGACAGUUACGGAGCCCCUGAAUCUCGCUCAUAAAACCACCUCAGUCGUCGGUUUGGGAAAGCGCCGCAGGAAUGACAGCAACUCAUCCAGCUCCGUUGGUACGCGAACCAAAGCAUUGGCCGAAUGCUCCAGUACGUCAAUGGAUAUAGUCAUUAAUCGCCAGCCAGGGCGGCCCCAACUAUAUUCUGGAUUCAAGCGGUUUGCCGCAAAUCAGCUUGAGAGGCCCACGGAUUUUGCGAGCCUGGACGAGCGGGAAAAUAUAUUGCAAAAGCGAGGCGCUGGCAUAAAGAGGAGGGCCGAUACAAACUGGUUAAAAGGGGCCGAUGUUGGGAAACGCUCUCGCAACAACUGGCCAGAUCUCACGUCGCCAACGCCGAAGGAGAGGACACGAGAUAUCAUCAGCAAUGACAAUGCUAUAAUAGAUGCGUCUAGUAUGUCUAUGUCUGAUGUGAACAUCGCGAAAUUUAAUCGGCAACUAUCUGCUGAAACGGCGAGCCUGUCUGAAUUUGAAGAUAUCCCAAUUUCGACAGCGGAUUCUAUACACUCAAAACGCACCGCGAUUCAGAGGCGUGGCGAUGGCAAUGUCCAGCCUACUCCCAAUGUUACUGCCAAAAAAUCUGAAGAUACGCAGCGUGAAAUAUCGAUGGGACCAGAUUCUGCGUCUAGAGUGUAUGUGGAAUCGGCAUCUAGUGCGCGAAGUGUGGAUGGAGAUGGGUCAGAUUCGGCCAUGGAAAUCGGCCGCACAGCUCCCGACUAUUCUUUGGACAGGAGUUCAUUCGUGGAGCCUGAGUCAUCUCUUGGACACAAAUCAGUACAGUCAUGUGCUUCAGUGCUAUCAUUUGAGCCUUCGCCCGUUCAUACUAUUUCGCGAAGCCAACUGAGUCAGGAAAUACUCCAUGGCCUCUCACAGGCUUCACAGCUAGCUCGUUCAGCUGAGAAACUGACACCCCUAAAGCCACGCGACUCUGCAUUGAAUAUUGUCGAACGUCAUCCAUCGGACCUGGCGAAGCGGAAUGGUCUAUCACUCUCGAGUAGGAAGACACCUUCGCAACUUGCCCCAGCAUCAUUAAACCAUACAUCACAAGCAAGAAGUCAAUCGCAUCCCCUCCCAAAAAGCCCCGUGGAGGUGAAAAUGCUCAAACCUAAAAUAAAUGACCCAUCACGAAGCUUCGAUUCUCCGUUGCCACCAGGCAGUUUGAAGUAUCGCAGAGUCAAGCGCAAAGCGCCAACCCCGAUCGAGUGCAGCCAGGGUGGUGAUACAAGUAAUGUUAUUGGGAAGCAGAAGACACCAGAGGCAGCUCCUCUUCAACCAAUAGAGGUUCGAGAUGACGCACACAAAAAAGACGUUGUGUCUCCUGCUAGCCAAGCUCUGAAUUAUGUCGAUCUAGCGAAGGACCAGUUUUCAACUUCUGACUCUGGGCAGCAGCCGCCUGGCUCCGUGCCGAUUAUUGAGAUAACCGACAACGACGCAGAUGAGAAUUCAGAAACGAAACCAUUGGGUAGAGAUAUUGACGAUCAGGCGCCCACGCAUACCUCUGUUCCUCCAAUCUCGCCAGCUAUUAAGGAUGGGGCCAAUAGAUUGGAAGCCGGGGAUGAGAGUUGUCCUAAGCCAAUAAUUGAUGGUCGCGGAAGCGAAAGCAGCUUUGAUGCACCUGCUAUGCGAGGUCAAGAAAGCGGAGAAAGUGAGGGCCUCUUAGCCAUCCAACCGGCCCCUGGGACUCAGCCGCCGCCUCCCAUCGAAACCGCAGCAGAGACACUCAGCGGAGAUGUCGAACACAGAAAAGAACCGACCUUUGAAGAUGUUACAUUAUCACAGGACCCAGGCUCUCCACUAGCAUCUCCUGAGCUUACAGACAACGAGUCCACGCUCGUGCAAAUAUUACAACAUGGAUCCCAAGGGCCUAAUUCGAAAUCUUCGCCAUUACCGCCAUUGCCUGAUAUUGUCGACGACGACCAAUUGUCAGAGGCAAGCUUUAUGUCUGCCACCGAUGAGUCUAGUUCGAAAUCCCUACCCGCACCUGCUGGUGUUGAAGAUGACCAAGUUUCAGAGGCAAGCUUUACGUUUGCUCCAGAAGAGGUCGACUCCCUUCCUGCACCGCAAAGUCCUUGGGCAGCUGAGGAGGAUGUACCUGCACCCCAAUCCCUUUUGAUCGAGCCCACCGUCGGUACCGGAAAUUUCUCAAUGAGCCAAAGUAAAGACGCUGCUGUACUGCUUACACGUACCGAAUCACACUACUCCGCCGCCGGUUCAUCCGUCCACAAUGUCGAAUUAUCCGUCCGCAAUCCCGAAUCGGCCGACUACAACUCCGAACCACCCCAAUCCAACGAAGUUGUUGACAGCGGCCCUGCAUCUCUGAGGUUGAUACCGACAGGUUCUGCUCCGCCAUCCCCGGAUCAUCUCUCGGGCAAGUCGCACACUCCACAAUCGGCCAGUGUCGGAAACCAAGAUCUGCUCCCCCUAUCCAACCCCUGGGCGAACAACACACAGAGUCCAAUAAUACAUCCAAGUCCCAUAAAACGUAAGAAGCGCGUCUCUUUCAACCCUCAGCCACUCGACAGCGACAAUGAAGAUAAACAACCCAACCAGCCAAACAACAACGCGCCCGAGUCACGGGACCUCUCCUGUCCGCCUCCACCACCGGAAGCUGAGUCACUUACAGAGGGAGAUAAUUCGUUUCACCGGAAGCUCAAGUGGACGAGUGGGAUACUAUCUAGACGCGCAUCGAAUGACCAGCUUAGCGUGCCCAGAGAGGAUACUGUUCCAGGUAGUCCCGGCGUUGGUGCUAUGGCCGAAGCAUUUUUGGCUGCUGAUGCAAGGGUUCAAUCUACGGAUAGCAAUUCCGGAGAAGUGCGUGAUAAGAAUGAAUUUGCUGGGUCUGAGAGUUUCGACCUAGUCGAGGACGGAGAACAGCAGGACAAAGUCGUCGCAGCUUCCGCUGUGCGAGCUAUUCCGCUUAUGACGGAGAGCCAGCUGGUUAACCCCUGGGGCGAUGAGGAUGAGGCACCCCUGUUUUGUAUGGCAGACUGUAGGCCUGAAGAGGAUGAUGGGCUAGUGGAGGAUGUGCUAAGUGAUAUGGAUGCGAUGCUGGGUGACUGGAAUGUAGAUGCAGAGUUGGAUCGUGCGAAGAGGGAAGGGAGAGGGAAGACGGGAAGAGAUGAGACUGCCAGGGAGAGGCUAGUGGAGGCGGGCUAUUAGUGUAUAAUUGGAAGGCUGAGGUCUUGAUGCCGAGCUAUUGGAAAGCUCAGGUGUGACGGUACAAAUAGAGUUGAGAGGUUAUAAUGGUUGGGGCUGGUUUCUUUAGUGUCGCUGGCUAGCUGCCUUGUAUAGAAUAUCACACGCUUGAACAACUACC